AUGUCUCCCCAAAACAUUCUCGUUUUCGGCGCCACAGGUGCCAUUGGCAGCUUCAUCCUGAACGCAAUCCUCGCCCAGCGCGAGCAGUUCGGCCGCAUUGCAAUCUUCACCUCUGCACGCACCGCAGAGACCAAGGGAGAUGCCCUCAAGAAGCAAGGCAUUGAAGUGAUUGUUGGCAAUCUAGAAGAUGAAAACGCCGUCAAGGCCGCCUACGAAGGAAUAACAACCGUAAUCUCAGCCCUAGGCCGCAACACUCUCGCCCAACAAAUCCCCCUAAUCCGCCUCGCCGCCGUCUCCCCAACCAUAAAAUGGUUCUUCCCCUCCGAAUACGGCACAGACAUCGCCUACAGCCCAGCCUCAGCCCACGAAAAGCCCCACCAGCAGAAACUCAAAGUGCGCGCGGUUUUGGAGAAUGAAAUCUCCCGCGCGGAUCUGGACUACUCGUAUAUCGUGACGGGUCCCUUUGCGGAAAUGUAUUUGCAUUUUACCUCCGGAUUCGAGGAGGUGGGUGGGUGGGAUGUUAAGGGCAGGAAGGCAGUGCUUUUGGGGGAGAAGGGGGAGGAGAGGGUUAGUUUGACGACUAUGGAGGACGUGGGUACUUUUGUCGUAUCUACUCUUCUCAAUGCAACACCCGAGACACGCAAUCGCCCGCUUUGCGUCAAUUCAUUCACCACUAGCCCCGCUGAGAUCCAGUCUCUCUUUGAGCGCCAGGUCCCAGGGCCCUGGGAGGUGUCUUACACUCCUCUGGAGCGACUGCGUGAGAUCGAGGACAAGGCCUGGGCAGCUGGGAAUCCCUCGGCGACGGUAGCGACUCUGCGACGAAUCUGGACCGAGGGCGGCACACUCUAUGAGCAGCGGGCAAACGGGCUGAUUGGAGAGCCAAAGACGACCUCGUUGGAAGAGAUUGUUGCAAGAGAGGUUCGACGGUCCAGUAAUCUGUAG
This is a messenger RNA of Penicillium cataractarum, 942 nucleotides long. RefSeq lists its product as uncharacterized. The transcript is spliced from 3 exons. Lineage: Eukaryota; Fungi; Ascomycota; Eurotiomycetes; Eurotiales; Aspergillaceae. The record is from RefSeq and is a predicted model, not a curated record. The coding region runs from base 1 to 942 and encodes 313 amino acids.